Molecule: messenger RNA, 5198 nt
Organism: Saccostrea cuccullata (small rock oyster)
Lineage: Eukaryota; Metazoa; Mollusca; Bivalvia; Ostreida; Ostreidae
Product: calcium-transporting ATPase sarcoplasmic/endoplasmic reticulum type-like
Exons: 29
Coding region: 353-3358 (1001 amino acids)
Biological process (GO): intracellular calcium ion homeostasis; calcium ion transmembrane transport
Cellular component (GO): membrane
Molecular function (GO): ATP binding; ATP hydrolysis activity; P-type calcium transporter activity
Source: RefSeq, a predicted model, not a curated record
UUAAAGUUUGUUAAACGAGACUUGAAGCUCAAGAUAUUGUGAUGAAAGUAUAAUUUCAAAGAAAACACCGAAUCCAUAAACGUGGCAUACCCCUCAGUUCAGGCCGGAAGUAGAAUCGUCCUUUACCUAACACGGUACGACUUGUCGUGUUGCAGUACAGAGGUUUCUCUCAACAUCUUGGAAACUCAAGCUAGAAAUUUACUAUUUCUGGCUUGAAUUUCGAUUAAUCCGUAAGAGUCCAUCAAUAAUUUAAAUUAAUAAAUGAACUGGAGGUUUUAAUCACCACGGAAAGUGCAUGGUCCUGGCGUGAUUAGUGUUUCGAGGAUAAUUUUUUUUCUAACGUGGUGACAACAUGGAAGAUGCACACACAAAAACGGUAGAAGAAGUGCUAGAAUAUUUCAAAGUUGAUGAAGAAACUGGAUUAACUGAUGAACAAGCUAAAAAGGGACUUGAAAAAUAUGGACCAAAUGCCUUACCAGCUGAGGAGGGUAAACCUUUGUGGGAGCUGAUAUUGGAACAGUUUGAUGAUCUCCUGGUCAAAAUUCUUCUCCUGGCCGCUAUUAUUUCCUUCGUAUUAGCCUGGUUUGAAGAAAGUGAAGAUCAAGUAACAGCCUUUGUAGAACCCUUUGUGAUUCUGACUAUUCUUAUAUGUAAUGCUGUAGUAGGAGUCUGGCAGGAAAGAAAUGCUGAGAGUGCUAUCGAAGCCCUGAAGGAGUAUGAACCAGAAAUUGCUAAAGUGAUCAGAAAAAGUCACAGAGGCGUACAGAGAAUUAAGGCCGUUAAUUUAGUACCAGGCGAUAUUUGUGAAAUCUCAGUUGGAGAUAAAGUUCCAGCAGACAUUAGGAUUUCCACUAUCCAUUCCACAACGCUGCGCGUAGAUCAGUCUAUUUUAACUGGUGAAAGUGUUAGUGUUAUAAAACACACAGACCCCAUUCCUGAUGUGCGUGCAGUGAAUCAGGACAAGAAAAACAUACUAUUUUCUGGAACAAAUAUCUCAGCAGGGAAAUGCAGGGGUAUCGUCAUAGGAACUGGAUUGAACACAGAAAUUGGAAAGAUUCGGGACGAAAUGAUGGACACAGAGACAGAGAAAACUCCACUGCAACAGAAACUGGACGAAUUCAGCCAGCAACUCUCCAAGGUGAUCACAGUUAUUUGCGUGGCUGUAUGGGCUAUUAACAUCGGCCAUUUUAACGAUCCCGCCCAUGGUGGAUCAUGGAUCAAGGGAGCUAUCUACUACUUCAAGAUCGCCGUCGCCUUGGCUGUGGCUGCCAUCCCGGAGGGUCUGCCAGCUGUCAUCACCACCUGUUUGGCUUUGGGAACCAGAAGGAUGGCCAAGAAGAAUGCUAUUGUCAGAAGCCUGCCCUCUGUGGAGACCCUGGGUUGUACCUCCAUUAUCUGCUCCGACAAGACCGGAACGCUCACCACUAACCAGAUGUCUGUCUGUAGGAUGUUCCUGUUUAAUAAGAUUGAGGGAAAUGAUAUUAAGACUGAUCAGUUUGAAAUCACUGGAUCCACCUAUUCACCAGAUGGAGACUUAUAUGUUGGCAGUAAGAAAGUGAAGGCAUCUGAAUUCCCCGGACUGGAGGAAAUAGCCACUAUCUGUGUGAUGUGUAAUGAUUCCAGUGUUGACUACAAUGAGGCUAAGGAUACGUAUGAGAAGGUAGGGGAGGCAACUGAGACAGCUUUGAUUGUCCUGGCAGAGAAGAUGAACUACUAUAACACUGACAAAAGCAACCUGACCAAGCGCGAGAAAGGAACGGCCGCGGCCCACGUCAUCCAGCAGAUGUGGAAGAAAGAGUUCACGCUGGAGUUCUCCCGCGACAGAAAAUCCAUGAGUGUGUACUGCUCACCAAACAAACCCUCCAAAGCUGGAGGGGCCAAGAUGUUCUGUAAGGGUGCCCCUGAGGGUCUGUUAGACAGAUGUACUCACGUACGAGUCCAAGGAAACAAAAUCCCAAUGUCACCUGCCAUCAAAAAUGAAAUCAUGAAGCAUGUGAAAUCCUACGGAACUGGUCGUGACACUCUAAGAUGUCUGGCCUUGGCCACCAUUGAUAACCCACCCAGGAGAGAGGAUAUGGACUUGGAAGACUCCAGGAAAUUCAUUCAGUAUGAGACUAACAUGACAUUUGUUGGAGUGGUUGGAAUGUUGGAUCCACCCCGUAAAGAGGUUAUGUCCUCCAUCAAGGAGUGCAGAGAGGCUGGUAUCCGUGUCAUUGUCAUCACUGGAGACAACAAGGCUACUGCUGAAGCAAUCUGUAGGAGAAUUGGUGUAUUUGGAGAAAAUGAAUCCACUGAGGGCUUAUCCUAUACUGGACGUGAAUUUGAUGACCUUUCUCACGAGGAGCAGAGAGCAGCAUGUAUGAGGGCCAGACUGUUUGCCAGAGUGGAGCCCACACAUAAGAGCAAGAUUGUAGAGCACCUGCAGGCCGAGGGAGAAGUCUCCGCCAUGACUGGUGAUGGUGUAAAUGAUGCCCCCGCUCUGAAGAAAGCUGAGAUUGGUAUUGCUAUGGGCUCUGGAACUGCUGUGGCCAAGUCUGCUUCAGAAAUGGUGUUGGCUGAUGACAACUUUGCCACCAUUGUGUCAGCGGUAGAAGAAGGUCGUGCUAUCUACAACAACAUGAAACAAUUCAUUAGAUACCUGAUCUCAUCAAACAUCGGAGAGGUUGUAUGUAUUUUCUUGACUGCUGCUCUGGGAAUCCCUGAAGCUCUGAUCCCUGUACAACUGCUGUGGGUCAACCUGGUCACUGAUGGUUUCCCGGCAACUGCUCUCGGAUUUAACCCACCUGACCUUGACAUCAUGAAGAAACCACCCAGGAACUCCAAGGAAGGCUUGAUCACUGGCUGGCUGUUCUUCAGAUAUAUGGCUAUUGGAAUUUACGUUGGCUGUGCAACUGUUGGUGCUGCUGCCUGGUGGUUCAUGGUGUACGAUCAAGGCCCACAACUCAACUAUUACCAACUUACUCAUCAUAUGCAAUGCCCAGCCGAACCAGGAAUGUUUAAGGGUGUAGACUGUCAUAUAUUCAAUGACCCUCAUCCUAUGACAAUGGCUUUAUCAGUCUUAGUCACAAUAGAAAUGCUGAAUGCUCUUAACAGCUUGAGUGAGAACCAAUCACUACUGGUGAUGCCUCCCUGGUCAAACAAAUGGCUGAUUGCAGCCAUCGCCCUCUCCAUGGGCCUCCAUUUCUUCAUCCUCUAUGUGGACUUUAUGGCUAUGCGUUACAUAAUGUCAACCAUUUUCCAGAUUACACCCCUGAACUUGGCCGAGUGGAUUGCUGUUUUGAAGAUCUCCUUCCCUGUCAUAAUUCUGGAUGAAACCCUCAAGUUUAUCGCCCGCAAAUUCACUGACGUGGAUGGUUAACUUCCAUAAGAAAAGAAAAAAUUAGCUGGUUGCACUGAUCUCUAAAUGACUACCCAAAUUUCUUCUGAACUCGUUCCCCCAUCUUCGGCUUACAGUAUGACGGAGCCUUUAGUGCCAGAAUAUGCACCUAUCUGGACGCUUUUAGACAUCAUUUGAGUGUUCCGUCCAAAUUUACUCAAUUUUAGUCUGGUAUCUUGCUACGAAGCGAGCUCUCCUAGGCAUGAAGGGCAUACAAGUGUUGCACGUUAGCAGACUACAGUUGAUAAUCACUGGAUGACGUCAAAAUAAAACAUGGCGGAUAAACAGUUUCUUUCUUAGCGACUGAUAGAGAGUCUGUGAACCAUUUGUAGAAUGACUGUAAAUUUCAGUUGUAAAUGUGUAAUAUUAUUGUUAUUUAUUUAUAAUUAUAUGGCAUUAUUUUAUCUGCUUGAAAUAGUUGUAGUAACAAUUUGUAGUCUUGUAUGUUUAUACUUUUUACACUAGUAUGCUCAAAUAAUGAAACAGCAUUUGGAGUAGGUGCUUGCAAAUAUCAUGUUAAGAGAGUCUUGCAGUUUUAUGUACAAAUUUAGGUUUUGCAUGGGGAUAAAGUGCUGUUUGCGCAUAUUGUGACGUUUCUGGAAGUUCAGUGCACCGUUGACUGCAAAAUGUGCAAUGUGACGCUCGAAUGUAGUACAUAACAUCUGUGUUCUCUUAAAUAUGUCGGAAAUCUAAUUUUACGACCCAAUUUUACAGUCCAAAACGUGGAACUAGACCCAUACAAGAAAUAUAGGUAAAGAUCAGGACAGUUCGAAGGAUUGCAACAUCCGGUUUCCGUAGAAAAUCCGCCAUGUUUCAUAGUUAUAAUGCACAAACAGUUACCUCCCUUCUAUGGAUUGAAAAUCCUGGCGGCAUUAAGGUGAAAUGUUUCGGAAGAAGAAAUUCCAGUAGAUCCGACAAUCACUUCGAGCCAGGAAUUUAUUUCGAACACUCUUGAAAAACAGUACCUCUUUCUUCCAUUUCAACGAAAAUGUGUGACGUGUGUGAUUCUGUAGUUUAGACUCCAAAUUGAUAUAUUUUAUGCAAAAGUGUUUUUAUCAUUGAAUGAAUGUCCAGACAGGUCAAUGUUAUUGUGAGAGAACUGAUAACAUUAUAGUUGUUGUUUACUUUGUCAACACCACGGAAUGUUGACAAACUAAGUGACUUUCAUUGUGUGAAUGAUGUUAGUUGUUGAACAUUUUUUGAAUAUUUAUCUAUCGUCUCCCAUAAAACUGGCAACUAGUUUCUGUAUCUUCAGUACAGUGUUGUUAACUACUGGCUGUAAUUUGAUGUAAUUGAUAGGGCCGAAUAUUGACAUCCGAUUGUUGUUUUGUUUUGAGAGAUAGCAUAUGCGGAUUCAUGUGGCCUCGAAUAAAACUCUCAACAGGAAGUUUGGCAAUCGUAUGUAUACACUACCGAAAAUGUUUGUGUAUACCAGUAGAGACAUUCCAGGAAAUUUAGAGACAGAUUUAUGAAAUAAUUAUUUUAUCGAGAAACUAAAGGCAGUUUUGAUAUGGAAUUCAAACAGUUAACAGAAAACUAAGAAGAAUAUUCAUUGCUAUUAUUGUGCUGUUCAUACCACUGAAAUCCCUGUUUGAUCCACUCCCCAUUACCUCAAGCAUUGCCAUGUGUAGCCCUCCUCGUCAUUGACCACGUGCUUAUCACGUGACUGCAAUGAAAUCCUGAUGAAGAGUGAGCUGCUAUAAAGAGUCGAACGUGUAUUGUAGUUAGUGUUGUUUGACUGGUGUAAUUGACUCCUUUAAAUGGCAGCAUUUCCCAAGGACUGCCAGUUUCCCGUAGAAAUAAAUUUACUAUUUUGUUUGUA